Messenger RNA from Polyodon spathula (Mississippi paddlefish), 610 nucleotides. RefSeq names its product protein phosphatase 1 regulatory subunit 14C-like. Gene Ontology annotation, cellular component: cytoplasm. The transcript is spliced from 5 exons. Gene Ontology annotation, biological process: regulation of phosphorylation. Bases 57 to 539 code for a protein of 160 amino acids. NCBI's taxonomy places the organism in Eukaryota, Metazoa, Chordata, Actinopteri, Acipenseriformes, Polyodontidae. The record is from RefSeq and is a predicted model, not a curated record. Gene Ontology annotation, molecular function: protein serine/threonine phosphatase inhibitor activity.
UUUAAAUUGUGAUCAUUUUCACAGCCUCUGUGUUUCAGUGCAGUGCGGUUUGUACAAUGUCAGCCAGCGGAGCAGAAACUAGCACCCAGCUACCCCCUCCUGCUGCAAGGGUAUUUUUCCAAGCAGCCCCCACUGGAGGCCGUGUGGGAACCGGACCAGCAACCAAGGAUGAUUCGGUCCAGAAAAAAAACGGAAAAGUGACGGUGAAAUACGACAGAAAGGAGCUGAGAAAACGGUUGAUCUUAGAGGAGUGGAUCAUUGAGCAGCUGAGCGAGUUAUACGAUUGCGAGGAUGAAGAAAUGCCAGAAGUAGAAAUAGACAUUGAUGAUAUUCUGGAUGCAACCAGUGAAGAUGAGAGGGCUAUUAAACUACAGACUCCUGCAACAAGAAAAACAGGAAUCGCUGGUAGACUGUUACAAACCAACAGAGGAAUUCAUCAAAGAGCUGUUGUCACGGAUAAGAGGGAUGAGAAAAUUAAGUGCUCCUCAGAAAAAGGGUUUAUAAUGGACAACAUUCAUUCAUCCAGCAGCCAUAAUUAAACUAAGCACAGAACAGACUGACAUACAAUCUUUUAAGAAUUUUUUUUUUUUUUUUUUUUUUUUUUUUUUUU